This is a messenger RNA of Alternaria burnsii, 1482 nucleotides long. RefSeq lists its product as uncharacterized. Lineage: Eukaryota; Fungi; Ascomycota; Dothideomycetes; Pleosporales; Pleosporaceae. The record is from RefSeq and is a predicted model, not a curated record. Bases 1 to 1482 code for a protein of 493 amino acids. The transcript has 2 exons.
AUGAGCAUCGGCAGCGAGGCGAGCAUGACCGAAAUCACCGACAAGGACGACACAAGCGAUGGCUUGUGGCAGCAUUCCAACACGCAAACGGCAAAUGAUGACGAGCAAACAAAGAAAGAUACAUCCGGGGGCGACGGCGCUAUUGCUGCUACGCCAACUCAGCCGCGCGCGCCAAACGUCACCGACGCUACCAAUGCUGAUGGCGAACCCAAGAAGGCUGAGUUUGUCAAUCAGUUCCAGGAGAACCUCCGUCUCGAAGUAGAAGCCGAGAAGGAGGUAAGGGGAGCUACCGAGGAAGAGACCAAGGCCGCUGGUAUCGAGAACGACACACCUGAAAAGAGUCCAGAAAACAGCGACAUGGUCAAUAGCGCGAUUGUGACGCACAAAAGAAGGGUUGACUAUGCCGAUGGGAGAGCAAAAAAGUCCACUUCAGCAGUCAAAAUUCAGCGGAACCGCGCGGAUGAGGUUCUCGGCUCUAUGAGCGACAUCGAAAAGGCUAUGUUUCAGCUUUAUGAAUACAUCAAAGCUCAGAAUGAUAGCAAGAAGCCGCUCUACAUGUGGGCUACAUUUGGUGGCUACAGCUCGGUCAACGUUGCGCUCCUCGACCUCCACGAUAAGGCCAUCGAGUUUGAGGAAGCUCAUCGUUUACCCGUUGCCAAUGCUAGGAUAUUACUCAGCAGGGCCACCCAGAUCUCCCUAGCGGUCAGUCAGAUGGCUGUGUUCUGUAUGGGCGUGAUGGGAGAUAAGGUUACUAGCUGUAUCGACGAGGUUGAAGAGUCUGAUCUCAGCGCUGAGGGCAAAGACAAAGCCAAAGCUCUCAUCACAAAAGAGCUCAAGAAGCUUCUCAAAACUUGCGCGAAAGCCACAGAUCGAGUCUAUGUAGCGCUGGACCUGCUUCGGAGUUCACUACACAUCGAGGAAUCCUCUCAGAACCUUGAUAUCUCCAUCGUCAAGGACCUGAUUGCAGAGAGUACCCCACGCAAGAGCUGGUUGCGGAGUGUGACCGAGGUCGUUCUCAAAACAGUUAUGGGUGCUGCUGCCAGUAUCGCGGCGGUGCAGUUUUACAGCACUAGCGGCUUUGACCUGGCACUGCAGACCUACCCUUUCGGCACGCACUCUCAAGUCAUUUCCCUCGUCCAGCGUGCCCAAGCUGUGACCAACCUUACAGGCGAGAUCUAUUCCAUCAAGCUUGAGGAUUUGGAUCAGCGUUACAAGGAACUCGAAGCCGCCUCUGAAUCACAUAGUCUCCGAAUUGACAACCUAGUUGAAGCACUUGGUGUUCCCAACGCAGAGGGCACCUACUAUUCGUCAAUACUAAAAUCUGACUGCGAAGCUCUUAGCAAUGUCCAGAAGAUCUCUGCAGACGCCGAUCGCCAGAUUCAACAACUGCGUAGCGAACUGGCGACUAUGCGCAAGAACAUCCAUCGCAUGGAUAUUCGUCUCAUGAAGCGUCUCGAUAAGGUCGACCGACAUGGUUUGUAG